Molecule: messenger RNA, 773 nt
Organism: Cucurbita moschata (crookneck pumpkin)
Lineage: Eukaryota; Viridiplantae; Streptophyta; Magnoliopsida; Cucurbitales; Cucurbitaceae
Product: histone deacetylase complex subunit SAP18-like
Exons: 6
Coding region: 26-526 (166 amino acids)
Biological process (GO): negative regulation of DNA-templated transcription
Cellular component (GO): nucleus
Molecular function (GO): transcription factor binding; transcription corepressor activity
Source: RefSeq, a predicted model, not a curated record
UCAGAAGCUCAGUAACACACCGACCAUGGACAAGAGAAGCAGAGACGAGAAGAUGAGUGGAGCUGCAACUGCUCCGCCCCAAGGGAGACCGUCUGCGCGGCCACUCCCUCCGCCGUCUCAGGCCAAAGCUCCGCCGCCUCCUCCUCGCGCUCGUUUCGAACCCGUCGACCGCGAAAAGACUUGCCCUUUGCUGCUUCGCGUUUUUACUAAGGUUGGAAGUCACCACACCGAUGAGGAUUUUGCCAUUAGAGGUAAGGAACCCAAAGAUGAGGUUCAGAUUUAUACAUGGAAAGAUGCAACACUCCGGGAGCUAACCGAUCUAGUUAAGGAGGUUGCUCCGGAGGCAAGAAGAAGAAAUGCCAAACUUUCUUUUGCUUUUGUUUAUCCCGACAAGCGUGGUCGAUUCGUUUUAAAACCGGUGGGAACAACACAUUCUUAUGGAAAUGGCAGGAGACUAGAUGGCAGCAAGGCGUUGGGUGAACUGGAUUUCCAGAUCGGAGAUUAUUUGGACGUGGCAAUCAUGUAGAAAUCUGGGUUACAUGAAAGUGAUGAUGCUACUAUUUAGUUGGAGAGUGAAUGUUAUCAAAUGUUUUCUGCAUUUUUUUAAUUUCUAUAUUCAAAUGUCUUGUGAAGGUAGAAGAACAGAUUGUAUUGAUUGGUAACUUUGAUUCUGUCAUCUGGUUCUAGUUUGAAUCCCAUUAUUUAAUAACCUCUUCUUAUAUUUCCCCAAAUAUGUACUUUUAGAUCUCUAUGUUUUAUAGAACUUUAUUUCA